This is a messenger RNA of Anoplopoma fimbria (sablefish), 1864 nucleotides long. RefSeq names its product protein NipSnap homolog 2-like. NCBI's taxonomy places the organism in Eukaryota, Metazoa, Chordata, Actinopteri, Perciformes, Anoplopomatidae. The record is from RefSeq and is a predicted model, not a curated record. Gene Ontology annotation, cellular component: mitochondrion. The transcript has 10 exons. Bases 39 to 899 code for a protein of 286 amino acids.
AGGCGGUAACUGCGCUCUGUGCACGACAACCAUUGAAGAUGGCGACCGGAGUCCUUCAGAGAGUGAGCGGUGGCCUGGGUCGGGCUAAAAGCAGGGCCCAGUCGGCCGGACAGCUCGUCGUGUGGAGCAGGGGAUUUACCACAUCAAUCAGCAGAAACGGAAAGGACAGCUGGUUUAAGUCUCUGUUUGUGAGGAAAGUUGAUCCCAGGAAAGAUGCACACGCCAACCUACUGACCAAAAAUGAGGAAAGUAAUCUGUACAAAAUUCAGUUCCAUAAUGUCAAGCCAGAGUGCCUGGAUGCAUACAACAAGCUCUGUGAGGAUGUUUUGCCCUCCAUCCAUGCUGAUAAGUACUACCCCUGUGAGCUGGUGGGCACCUGGAAUACCUGGUAUGGAGAACAAGACCAGGCUGUUCAUCUGUGGCGUUACAGAGGUGGAUACCCGGCUCUGACUGAGGUGAUGAACAAGCUCAAGCAGAACAAGGAGUUCACAGCUUACAGGGAGGAGCGCGGUAAGAUGCUGAUGUCCCGCAGAAACCAGCUUUUGCUGGAGUUCAGCUUCUGGAACGAGCCUGUUCCCCGAGAGGGCCCCAACAUCUACGAGCUCAGGUCCUACCAGCUCAGGCCAGGAACCAUGAUUGAGUGGGGUAAUUACUGGGCCAGAGCCAUUGGAUAUCGCCAGCACAACAGCGAAGCUGUGGGAGGGUUUUUCUCACAGAUCGGCAACCUCUAUAUGGUUCAUCACCUCUGGGCUUACAAAGACCUCCAGUCCAGAGAAGACACGAGGAAUGGCGCCUGGCAGCAGGAGGGCUGGGACGAGGUGGUGUAUUACACAGUUCCUCUCAUUCAACAUAUGGAUUCCAGGAUCAUGAUCCCGACAAAGGCUUCCCCUCUACAGUGAAAUGAGAGCUGAGCUGGAAGCUGAAAUCAAGUGGCACCCUUUUUUGAAUGUUACAUCCAUCCAGAGCAUCAGUAUCAUUGUUUCAACCUCCCGUCAGUGCUGCCAAACAACAUCCCUCCUCUUUUUUUUUUUUUUUUUUUUUGUCCUUGGUUUAUUACUUCAAGAUGUCAACAGGACGGAGGAGGCAACAAUGUCUACCAUGUAUCAGCAAUUAAAAUAGUCAAAAACAGUUUGGGCCAUGGCAAUGCACAUCAUCUUUAUAAUUUUUUGAGUUAUGGAGUAGGGUGAGUAAAUUGGGCCAAUUAAAACGUCCUGAUGGUUGUUACGUCAAAUGUCUGGUGCCACAUCUAAAACUGGUCCAUGAAGAGAGCUCGAUCUCUAAGUUUAGAACCAACCAAAGUUACUUGAAAAGAUGAGCAGCUGUGUGAGGACAGAUAGGAAUAAUAGUGCUGCGCAAGCUCACUGCACAAUGCAGUAGCUAUUUAUUUAUUAAGUGUUCUGAGGAGUGGCACUUUGAUGCAAGCUAUGGCUUUGCGGAGUGAAGUGAGCGGAUGCCUCUGUAUAUUCGGAUUUCUGUUGCUAAUCAUGAUGUAAUUACAACAUUAUGUAAAAUGUAAACCUCAUGAUUUUGUAUCUGAUUGAGGUCUAUUAUAAAAAUCACACAUUUUUUGGCAAACUACUCCUUUCAAUUGCUUUUUCUGGAUGUUCCUGGGUUCCCUGUCAUGAUGUUGCAGUUUCAUGGUGUUGUGUUUGUUACUAAGGCUACCUUUUUACUUGUGGAGACAGCAUGCCUAGUUUUAAAAACGGUUUCAAUCCAACCUGUUUAAAUAGGGCAUAUCAUGCUGCUGCACAUUGUUAUAUCAAGAGUUUUAUGUAAAAGGAAGCAUGUUUAUCUUGUCUGUUUGUUCAUCGGGUUAUAGGGAACAGUGUGGAGGGAAGGACAACAACACAGAUUAAAGGAGUUC